Molecule: messenger RNA, 570 nt
Organism: Osmia lignaria (orchard mason bee)
Lineage: Eukaryota; Metazoa; Arthropoda; Insecta; Hymenoptera; Megachilidae
Source: RefSeq, a predicted model, not a curated record
AUGACCAACAUCCACAAAGCGACGAACGCUCAUCAAGAUAUUAAAGAUCUAAAUCAGAAUAUGUUAUAUUUGUCGGAUAUAUGCUUAGCAACGUUAAAAGAUUGCAUUCGACAACAUCAAGCCCUCAUUGAAUUCUGCAAAUUGAUGGAUGAAGUGUUCAGAGUGAUUAUGCUUUUGCAAGUGUUAAUAUUUAGCAUAUUGGUGUGUUUGGUUGGAUAUCAAUUAUUUUUGGUGACUUUGAAUCUUUCAAUGCGCAUUUCGUUUUCAUCUUUGUUAGUGUCGAAUAUGUUGCAAUUGUGGAUGUUCACAUACAGUUGCGCUGCUAUCACCCAAGAAAGUGUCGGUGUUACUCUAGCAAUGUAUGCAUCACCAUGGACACGUCUGUCCAUGGAUAAGUUCGGAAAAAUGCUACGAAAAGAUCUGCAGCUUGUCAUCAUGAUGUCGUCACGAGCCUGUCACGUCACUGCCUUUCGAUUCUUUCCUAUAUCCCUUGAAACAUACACCAAGAUAAUCACCACAUCGAUGUCGUACUUUACGUUAUUGAGACAAAGUACAAUGAACGAUGCAUAA